Molecule: messenger RNA, 1269 nt
Organism: Gastrolobium bilobum
Lineage: Eukaryota; Viridiplantae; Streptophyta; Magnoliopsida; Fabales; Fabaceae
Exons: 1
Coding region: 1-1269 (422 amino acids)
Molecular function (GO): zinc ion binding; nucleic acid binding
Source: RefSeq, a predicted model, not a curated record
AUGGAGGAUUCGAACAACAACAAUGGAGAGGCGCUGGCUAUGGCGCGGAAGAGCACCAAGAGAACUAAGAAUGGGGAGGAAAUCCCCACUGAGAUACGCAUGCAGGAGGCCGUAAAGGAGUAUCAAUCUGGAGCUUCGAUCAAAACAAAUCUAAGGUCGUUUGCUGAGGUUACGGGGGCGGAGAAUGGUGUAGCUGGAGAUUCACUUCCAUGGCUUGUUGAGGAAGAUGACCCCGAUCUGGAACCUCUGGACCCUAAAUUGGGUGUUAUUUCAGAGUGGGGUUUUCAAACGAUCAUUAGGGAGGAUGGAUCCGUAGAGAUAAGGAGUAACAGUGAAGCCAUAGAAAUGAUGAGACAACGUUGGAAGAACGCGCUGAUUGUCAAACUGCUAGGCAAAAGGAUUGGAGUGGGCUUCAUGAAGAAGAUGCUGGAAUUGAUGUGGGCCAAGGCAGGGAGCAUCACUGUCGCUGAUUUGGGGAACGAAUUCUUUUCACUGAGAUUCAAUUGCUUAGAAGACCUCAAUCUGGCCAUUACGGGAGGACCCUGGGUAAUUCUCGGCCACUAUUUAGCAAUUCUCAAGUGGGAGCCAUGUUUUGAUCCGGACAAGGCCAACAUCCACAAGGUGGCAGCCUGGGUCCGUCUUCCAGGCAUACCCCAAGAAUAUUGUGAGUUUCCCUUCCUUAAUCAGUUGGGGAAUGUGAUUGGAAAAGUACUCAAAAUCGAUAGAACCACCUCCACUGGGGACAGGGCUCGGUUUGCUAGGGUUUGUAUUGAGAUUGAUCUAGCUAAACCUUUGAGGGGCUCUUAUAUUCUUGAUGGGCGUAGGAAGAGGGUGGAAUACGAGGGCUUGUUCUUGAUUUGCCUCAAGUGUGGCAAGUAUGGACACAAUUCAGAGGCUUGUCCUGACUACGUGAAGACCACAAAUCCGGUCAAACCCAAUGCGGCUCCUGAGCAACCUGUGGAAGUCCCUUGCAAUCUUGGGGUUGGGCCAUGGAUGGUGGUCCAGCAUAGGAAAAAGAAUCAACAACAAGCUCAGAAGAAGGAAUCAAUCAAUGACAGGAGUUUUGGUGAAGAUAUCUCGAAUAAGAAAAAUGUGAAGGGUGCUGGUAGUAUUCCCAAAGUAGAGAAGAGUCAACAGGAAGUCAUUUCUGGAAUUAUUCCAGGAUCAGCCCCUUCAAUGACUAAUGAGAGCAAGGAGAAUGAGGAGUCUCUUAAUUCAGUUCAGUCCCAUGCUACAGGGAUGAAUUUUGCAGUAGUAGUUAGUGAGUAA